Verticillium dahliae VdLs.17 is the source of this 420-nucleotide messenger RNA. RefSeq names its product oleate-induced peroxisomal protein. The coding region runs from base 1 to 420 and encodes 139 amino acids. The record is from RefSeq and is a predicted model, not a curated record. Gene Ontology annotation, cellular component: cytosol. Lineage: Eukaryota; Fungi; Ascomycota; Sordariomycetes; Glomerellales; Plectosphaerellaceae. The transcript is spliced from 2 exons.
AUGGUGGCCCGCGGUCCGUGCACUACCGCCUCUUUGCUUCCCUCGUGCUCCUUCCGGUCGCUCGUGCUCACGGCCGUGUCCAAUGGGGAGACACGAGCCCGUGCUGAUGGGGGGGACCGAGGUUCACAUGCGACAGGAAUCGUCACCACCUCCAAGUUCCCCUCCUCGGCCGCCUUUGACGCCAUCAACUCGGCCCUCAGCAGCGAGGCCGACCGCAAGGACGCCAUCAAGCAGGGCAACGCCGUCUUCGCCUUCACCCUCAAGAACUCGGCCGGCGAGACGGACAGCUGGCACAUUGACCUCAAGGAGACGGGCACCGUGCAAAAGGGCCUGCCCUCCAAGCCCACCGUCACGCUGUCCCUGUCCGACGCCGACUUUGCCUCGCUCGUCGCCGGCAAGGCCAACGCCCAGAAGCUCUGA